This is a messenger RNA of Leopardus geoffroyi (Geoffroy's cat), 1491 nucleotides long. It is a transcript of the gene NPHS2, whose product is annotated as NPHS2 stomatin family member, podocin. Bases 91 to 1227 code for a protein of 378 amino acids. Gene Ontology annotation, cellular component: plasma membrane. Lineage: Eukaryota; Metazoa; Chordata; Mammalia; Carnivora; Felidae. The transcript is spliced from 8 exons. The record is from RefSeq and is a predicted model, not a curated record.
ACCGCCUGGGCCCGCCCACGGUCAAGAUGGUCCCUGGUCCCGCCUGCGGGCCACUCUGCAGAGACCGCGAUCCCGGGCCAGCUUCCGACGAUGGAGAGGAGGGCUCGGAGCUCCUCCAGAGAGGCCCGCGGGAGAGGCGCCGGAUCCCCCCACAGGGAGAUCAGGAGGGCGAAGACCGAGAGGGGCGGUGGUGGCCGUGGGCGCCGGGACGCCGGGCGGGAGAGGGCGGGGAGCCGGGGGGAGCCCCCAGCGCCCUCAGCCACUGUGGUGGACGUGGAUGAGGUCCGCGGCUCCGGUGAGGAGGGCACCGAGGUGGCGGCGCUGCUGGAGAGCGAGCGGCCCGAGGAAGGUACCAAGUCUUCAGGUUUAGGGGCCUGUGAAUGGCUUCUUGUCCUCACAUCCCUGCUCUUCGUCAUUGUGACCUUCCCUUUUUCUAUCUGGUUCUGCAUAAAGGUUGUACAGGAGUAUGAGAGAGUAAUAAUAUUCCGACUGGGACAUCUACUUCCUGGAAGAGCCAAAGGCCCUGGCCUUUUCUUCUUUCUGCCCUGCCUGGAUACCUACCACAAGGUCGACCUUCGUCUCCAAACUUUGGAGAUACCCUUUCAUGAGGUUGUGACCAAAGACAUGUUUAUAAUGGAGAUAGAUGCCAUCUGCUACUACCGAAUGGAAAAUGCCUCUCUUCUCCUGAGCAGUCUUGCUCACGUGUCCAAAGCUGUCCAGUUUCUUGUGCAAACCACCAUGAAGCGUCUCCUAGCACAUCGGUCCCUCACUGAGAUUCUUCUAGAGAGGAAGAGCAUUGCCCAAGAUAUAAAGGUGGCCUUGGAUUCAGUGACCUGUAUCUGGGGAAUCAAAGUGGAGAGAACAGAAAUUAAGGAUGUGAGGCUGCCGGCCGGGCUCCAGCACUCACUGGCUAUGGAAGCCGAAGCGCAGAGACAGGCCAGAGCGCGGGUGAUCGCUGCCGAAGGGGAGAAGGCCGCCUCCGAGUCCCUGAGAACAGCAGCUGAGAUCCUAGCGGGCACUCCGGCUGCCGCUCAGCUGCGAUACCUCCACACGCUCCAGUCCUUGUCCACAGACAAACCUUCCACAGUGGUUUUGCCUUUGCCGUUCGACUUGCUCAAUUUCCUGUCUUCUCCCAGCAACAGAGCUCAAGGAAGCCUCCCCUUACCAAAUCCUUCCAGACCUGUUGAGCCACCGAAUCCUAAAAGGAAAGACUCUCCCAUGUUAUAGGAAGAGCCAAGGGUAAUGUGACUGGAAGGGGCCUGACUUAUAACAGCCACAUCCCUGAGUCAGGCACUCUGUCCUCACCUCCUGCCCUUUCUUUGGUUGCCAUAUGGAAUGCCCUUGGAAUGCACACAGUCACAAUUCAGGAAUCUGCAUGAGAAGACAAUGAGAUGACGUAAUGACAGAGAAACCAUCUAACAGGUUUAGAUGGAUCAUUUAAUCAGAGUAAUUAUGGGAAGGAGCUUUAGCCAACAUCCUACUUUGGAAAGA